Messenger RNA from Mya arenaria, 1006 nucleotides. RefSeq names its product ubiquitin-related modifier 1-like. The transcript is spliced from 5 exons. The record is from RefSeq and is a predicted model, not a curated record. The coding region runs from base 104 to 403 and encodes 99 amino acids. NCBI's taxonomy places the organism in Eukaryota, Metazoa, Mollusca, Bivalvia, Myida, Myidae. Gene Ontology annotation, cellular component: nucleus; cytoplasm. Gene Ontology annotation, biological process: protein urmylation; tRNA thio-modification. Gene Ontology annotation, molecular function: protein tag activity.
GCUUCAAAAUCAUCAGACGCUUUGAACAGGUGUUUUGAGAGCUGAAGACGUUUAUGUAUUGUUUUAGGUUUUUCUCCCAUAUCUAAUUUUAGAAUUACACACCAUGCCUCUAUCAAUAAACAUUGAAUUUGGUGGUGGGGCAGAGCUUUUGUUUGAUAAGGUCAAGAGACAUGAAGUUGAACUGCCUGACCAAGAGUCACCAUGGACCAUCAGAAAUUUGCUGCCAUGGAUGAAGGAUAAUAUGUUGAAGGAAAGGCCUGAACUAUUUAUACAAGCAGAUACAGUGAGACCAGGGAUACUGGUUCUUGUAAAUGAUGCAGAUUGGGAACUUAUGGGUGAACUGGACUAUGAAAUACAGCCCAAGGACAGAAUUGUGUUCAUAUCAACGUUACACGGCGGAUGAUUAAGUGCACUUGUACUGAGGAUAUAUUCUACAUACAUGUUCUUAAAGUGACACUCUAAUUCAAAAUCAAUACAUACACAUGUAUAACAAACAUAAAGUUUGAGUGAUAGUUCUUUAACUACUAAUUAUUGCAUUGAAAUUUAUGGAAAAUAUUAAUUACUGAUAACGAGAUUGUAACAGUGUAUUUAAUAGCUGAUAAGGCACAUAUAUUAUCUGAUUGGUGAGUGCUAAAAGAUAUACUGUGUUCUACAAUUAUCUCAUAAGGUAGAAACACUGUUUUUUUUUGCACCUUUUUUGCAAAAAUUUUAAACUCGGUAUCCGUUAUAAGAACAUUUUCUUCGACCUUUAUUCAUCCUUUUGGUGUGUAAAACAAUUGUAUUAAUUGGGGGAAUUUUUUGGGGGGAGUAAGACUGCAUCUUGAAACAUCAUUUGACCUGGAUGAAGUGAUAUGUGUAUAUAGAAGUGUAACUUAAGACUAAAGUUUAUGUGGUAAUUACACAUACUGCUUUUUAAGCAAAUAUCUGAUGGAGGUAUUGUCUGAUUGGUAAUUUUUCUUUGCUGAAUUGAUUAAGAAUAAUUACAGAAUAAAUAAUUUAUAUCUUA